GAAGCCGCAAGCCUCGAUGAGCGUCUGCAAUCUCACCGCCAAUAUCGCAAACUCGAUCGUUGGCUUUGCCGUGCUGACGCUGCCGACAGGGAUGGAGCGGCUGUCUGACAACGGGAUGGCGACCUCCGAGGCGCUCGGCGUCGGCGUCGUCCUGCUGCUGGUUUUCGGGACGCUCAACGCGUGGACGUUUACCCUCAUUGCCGAGGCUUGCGAGCGGACAGGGACCUGCUCGUAUACGGCGGCGUGGCAGAAAACGCUCGGGCCGCGUACUGCGUGGCUGGUCUCGUCGAGCACGCUGCUGAUCAGCUUCAACAAUGCGGUCAUCUGCCAGUCCAUCAUUGGCGUCUGCUUGACAGACUUGAUCGGCUUCUUCCUCGAGCCGCCAGAGGAGCUGCCGCGGCUGCGCAUCCAGCUGCUCGUGGUCGUCGCCGUCCUCUUACCGCUCUGCCUUUUGCCUUCCCUCAAGCCGCUCUCUGCCGCGUCGACCUUUGGCCUCGCUGGAACAGCGACGACAGCAGCGACGAUGGCCGCGCGUGCUCUCGACACGUCCUACGGGCCCGAGGGCAAGUUUUUCGAGGUUGUGCAGUGGGUCCCCACCUUCGAGCAGCGCGCGGCAGACCCUGAGGGCGAGAUCGCCGGUCUAGCCGCGGUCGCGCCGAGCGCGAGCAGCGUGGCCUUCUUCCUCUCGCUCGCAUCGAGCGCGUACCUGGCACACUUCAACGCGCCGCUCAUGUACGCAGAGACGCGCCCCGACCGACACGGCUCGCGCCUCGCCCCUUUCCGCGCUGCCGCUGCCAUCGCCUUCUCUGCUGCAGCUGCGCUCUUCAUCAGCAUCGGGGGCGCCGGGUUCGCUACCUUUGGCGAGGCGGUGCAGGCGCUUGUCAUCAACAACUACGCUGCUGCCGACCCGCUUGCCGCGAUCGCCCGGUGCGGCCUCUUCCUGACCGUCCUCUUCGAGUUCCCGCUGCUGGAGCGCCCCUUUCGCCUCACCCUAGCGGAACAGCUCGGCAGCUCGAGCGGCGGCAAAGGUCGGAUCCACGUCUUCCUCUCUCUCGGCGCCAUCACCGCAGUCGCCUUGGCCGAGCCUCCCCUCGACCAGCUGGCGGCGUUGGGCGGCGCGACGGGUGGCUCCCUCCUCAUCUACAUCGCCCCCGCCCUGAUGACGCUCCGCCUCGCGAGCCGUACCAUCCUCCCGCGGUCG
Messenger RNA from Emiliania huxleyi CCMP1516, 1201 nucleotides. RefSeq lists its product as hypothetical. Gene Ontology annotation, molecular function: amino acid transmembrane transporter activity. The annotation marks the transcript as partial. Gene Ontology annotation, biological process: amino acid transmembrane transport. The record is from RefSeq and is a predicted model, not a curated record. NCBI's taxonomy places the organism in Eukaryota, Haptophyta, Isochrysidales, Noelaerhabdaceae. The transcript is spliced from 7 exons.